Molecule: messenger RNA, 462 nt
Organism: Mercenaria mercenaria
Lineage: Eukaryota; Metazoa; Mollusca; Bivalvia; Venerida; Veneridae
Exons: 2
Coding region: 1-462 (153 amino acids)
Source: RefSeq, a predicted model, not a curated record
AUGACAAUAUCUGACAAUGGAGAGGGAUAUUUUGCGGAAAGAGAGGAUGCCCAGAUGAAAAAGCAGGAAGACAAAAAAGUACGUGAUGAAGAGAGAGAAAUUAGACGCAAAAAGAAGUUAGAGGAUGAUGAAAUGAAGGCUGAAAAACGAAGAAGGAAAGAGGCAGAGAAAACUGAAGAGGAGCAGGAGAAGUUAAAAGAGAAGGAAAGAAAGGAAAAAUAUGGAAAACUGGCAGAGAAGAAAUACAGGUGUGGGGUCUGUGAUAUAAGAGGACGAAUUAAUGAUGAAAUGUAUGGAAUUGAAUGGUAUGGGUGUUACAAUGACACGUGCAAAACAACCGGUUGGUAUCACUUUGAAUCUUUGUCUGACAGUGAAAAGGCAGUGAUAAGGGAAAGUCUAGAUGAUGAAGAUGUCAGGUGGUACUGUAAGGCUUGUUUUCCUCGUCUGUACGAGGAGGAGUAG